Messenger RNA from Penicillium bovifimosum, 852 nucleotides. RefSeq names its product SDR family NAD(P)-dependent oxidoreductase. The record is from RefSeq and is a predicted model, not a curated record. Gene Ontology annotation, molecular function: oxidoreductase activity, acting on the CH-OH group of donors, NAD or NADP as acceptor. The transcript is spliced from 2 exons. Lineage: Eukaryota; Fungi; Ascomycota; Eurotiomycetes; Eurotiales; Aspergillaceae. The coding region runs from base 1 to 852 and encodes 283 amino acids.
AUGGCAUUUCCACAAUUACUAGUUGGCAAAGUCGCCGCCAUCACCGGCGGCCUAACGGGCAUCGGACGGGCAAUUGCCCUCGACUACAUUCGCCACGGAGCCAAAGUCUCCAUCAGUCACCUCGGCGGCGAAAAAGAAACACCACAACUCGAAGCUCUACGUCAAGAAGUCUCCUCCAUCGACCCCGAAGCAUCAACCCGCUUCACAACCGUAGCAGGCGACAUCUCUCAGCCAGAAACCGGCAAAACCUUCGUCGCAAAAACAGUCGAAGCCUUCGGUCGUCUUGAUAUUUUCGUUAGCAAUGCAGGCGUGUGUCAAUUCGCAGAAUUCCUAGAGUACAUCCCCCAUUUCGACCCCAUACAAUCAAUUCUAACAAAUCCCAGCCUCGAACCGUCCCUCCUAAACCACACAAUCUCCACAAACCUCACAGGCGCCUUCUACGCAACCCAAGCCGCGGCCCGUCAAAUGGCCCUGGUCCAGUCGCCCCCGGGCGGCUCAAUAAUCGGCGUGAGCUCGAUUUCCGCGCUCGUCGGCGGCGGCCAGCAGACGCACUACACGCCCACGAAAGCGGGCGUGUUGAGCCUCAUGCAGUCUACUGCUUGUGCGCUGGGGAAGUAUGGAAUUCGCUGCAAUGCGCUGUUGCCGGGGACUAUUCGGACGCAGCUUAAUGAGGAGGAUAUGAAGGAUCCGGUUAAGAGGGAGUAUAUGGAGGGGCGGAUUCCGUUGGGUCGAUUGGGACAACCGAGGGACUUGGCGGGGCCGGCGGUGUUUUUGGCUUGUGAGGAGUUGAGUGGGUAUGUUACUGGGGCGCAGUUGUUGGUUGAUGGGGGGUUGUUUGUUAAUUUGCAGUGA